AUGAACGGUGACACAAGUGAAUCAAGAUGUCCUUUAUGGGGGCGGCUGGGAUGCGCUCGCGGCGUAUGUGCAAGGUUCUGCAGAAGACGAUUUCGACGAAGAAUUGCUCCCGAGCACGCCACCAGCAAUGGCAAAGCUUCUAGCAGAAGUCGCGAGUCCCGGCGGCGCAUAAACCAUCCACCAGCAGCUCUGUACAGCACUUUAGGCGAGCGAGUCCGUACCACUGCACCUUCUGCGCUACAGUGCGCCCUGUUCUGCGGCGGUGCAAGGUGCCAGUAUGAGCUUCCAUUGCAGCGGGUUGCUGCAAUACAGGGACUGUACUCCGAUUGGAUCACAGACGAUAUAUUGGCGAUGGCACGUCCCAGCACUGCCAGUAUCGCCGCCCGGAAUAUCAUACAACAAUUCCACAGUUGGGGCAUUCGCACUGUGAUCAACCUACAGAUGCCUGGUGAACACGCCAGCUGCGGUCCACCUCUCACCAAGUCCGGCUUUACAUACGAUCCAGUUGUGUUCAUGGCCAACGAUAUAUAUUAUUACAACUUCGCGUGGCCAGAUUACGGGGAGGCAAGCCUGAGUGGGCUACUCGAUAUGGCUAAAGUCUUGUCGUUCGCGCUUCAAGAAGGAAGAGUUGCCGUUCAUUGCCAUGCAGGCUUAGGACGAACAGGCGUUCUCAUAGCUUGCUACCUGGUAUACUCUUUGCGGGUGCGGGCAAAUGACGCUAUCAGAUUAGUACGUAAGAAGAGACCAAAAUCCGUCCAAACUUCUGGCCAAAUACUAUGCGUGCAGCAGUUCGAGCACUACUUACUGCCACAGACCGUUGUGUUCAGUUCUAAGGAUCCAAUAAUGUUAACCAAAGACCACAAGACAGCUGAGUUCACUUUACGCCAACACUUGUACAGGCAGCGGGCGACACUCCACGGCCUGGAAGAAAGGGCUUUUAAGGAAUUACCUAAGAUUGUCUACUGCAUAUGUGAACGCCUUCUAAAACUGUGUGGAUGCCAAAAGAGUCUCGGGAUCGACUUCCGCGUGAGGAAUCGACCAUUCUAUAAGUCAUUUCUCGCAUUUCGGCUGAAGCAAUCUCGGCUGCCGGACCCCACCACACCAGAGGAAGUUCUAACAGAUCAAGUAGCAGCCCUACCGAUGUUGGAGUGGCGAGAUCCAGUGGAAGAAGAUAUUGAACGAAACCUGGAGUCGGUUAGCAGAAUUACUGGCGCCUCCAACGGUAACUUGGCUGCGUCUCAGGUCCACGAGGCGUUCGCCGUGGACCAUCACAGUCUUCCAGAUGAUAAGCUCAAAUAUCUUAAGCAACUACGAACUGACAUCAAUCAGAGGAGAGAUGCUAUCAACAGGAUCGACGAGGAGGAAGACCCAGCAGUACUUACGUGGCUGUUGUGCGAGUGGCUGGAAGGUCUGAAGCAACCAGUGCUGGACCGAGACGACCUCGCCGCCAUAGUGGGUCGUGGUCAGAAUGUGGAGUCCUGUUUGCUGACGCUAUGUAUGGAGGAUGCAAUUCUCUUAGAAUAUCUACUGCGCUUCGUAACCCGCCUUAGACCGCUGGCGGCCACCAAAAAAAUUGAUAUUUUAAAACGUCUCCUCGCUUCCCUCUCGCAUCAGACCAUCCUGAUCAGCGGCCGAUGUCUUCCAACACACAAGGACUACUCGCGUCUGAGAGAUGGAACUUGCACCCAAGUGGUGAACUUCUUUUUAAGAAUGAUAGUGGAACUCCAAAGGGAUAUGAUGAAGCCGGGAAGAGAUGACGCCGACGUAGUAAUUCCGAUGAGAAGGUUUAGAUUAAAGGCCUGGAAAUAGUAUAUAUCUAUUUAUUUUCCUAUUUUACAUGAAUACUUUAAAUAUAUGGAUUAAAUUUUAAAAAAAUCUUCACAUAUUCAA
Messenger RNA from Achroia grisella, 1890 nucleotides. Its product is annotated as protein tyrosine phosphatase domain-containing protein 1-like. Gene Ontology annotation, biological process: cilium assembly; protein dephosphorylation. The coding region runs from base 1 to 1809 and encodes 602 amino acids. The record is from RefSeq and is a predicted model, not a curated record. Gene Ontology annotation, molecular function: protein tyrosine/serine/threonine phosphatase activity; protein tyrosine phosphatase activity. NCBI's taxonomy places the organism in Eukaryota, Metazoa, Arthropoda, Insecta, Lepidoptera, Pyralidae. The transcript has 13 exons.